Molecule: messenger RNA, 1875 nt
Organism: Canariomyces notabilis
Lineage: Eukaryota; Fungi; Ascomycota; Sordariomycetes; Sordariales; Chaetomiaceae
Product: cytochrome P450
Exons: 4
Coding region: 257-1684 (475 amino acids)
Molecular function (GO): heme binding; oxidoreductase activity, acting on paired donors, with incorporation or reduction of molecular oxygen; monooxygenase activity
Source: RefSeq, a predicted model, not a curated record
CAUGGUAGGCGUUCAAAAUGAGACGUGUUAUAAAGAGGGGAGUACCUUCGUAUGCCGGCCAUUGACUACUAGUACCAGACGUCAGAGUUUAUCAUACCAGAAGGAUAUUACUAGUAUCCCUGCCUGCAGGGGAGUAACUUGAACUUGAAACCCCCUGAGUCCUGGACAUUAUAACCUGCAAAUCUCAACUUCAUCGAGCUUUAGUGAUUACAAGAGAACUAGACUCAACAAUCAACGGUUCAACAGGUUCAACACCAUGGCCAUGGAAUUCGGCCACAUCCUCCACUGGCAGAAUGCCACCCUUGCGGUUCACCCAUGGACCAUCCUCUACGCCAUUCUCGGCACUCUCCUCCUCUACACCAUCACCCUCGCCCUCUACAACCUCUACCUCCACCCCCUCCGCUCCAUCCCGGGUCCCCUCCUAAGCCGCGCCUUCCCCAUCCCGCACGCCCUGCGCAUAAUCUCCGGCCACGGCCCCAUGCAAGUCCACCAACUCCACGAAAAAUACGGCCCCGUAGUCCGCGUCUCACCAAACCACCUGACCUUCACGGACCUGGACGCAUACAAAACCGUCUACGGACACCGCGUAGCUCAGGCUGGCUCCGGGACAGCCCACGUGCCCGAAAACCCCAAGUGCCUGACCUAUUACAAAUCCACCGACGAGAUCCCCGUCAACAUCCUCAUGGCCGACCGCGACGAGCACGCCCGCCUGCGCCGCGCCUUGUCCCACGGGUUCAGCGACCGCGCCAUGCGUGAGCAGGAGCCGCUGAUUGCGAGGUAUCUGGAGAUGUUGGUGCAGGGGAUCAAGGAGGCGGGGGAGCAAGGGAGGAAGCCGUUGGAUAUGGUCAAGUGGUAUAACUGGAUUACGUUUGAUAUUAUUGGGGAUUUGACGUUUGCCGAGUCGUUUGGGUGUUUGGAAAAGAGGACGACGCAUCCGUUUGUCGAGCUGAUCACGGCCACGGUCGACCGAGGCGCGUACCUGCUUGCGCUGAGGUAUCUGCGGCUGCAGUGGGCGGUGCUCGGGGUGUUGAGGCUGCUCGCGGGGGAUCCGCUGCAGUUUUUGAAUAAGAUAUUGGGGGAUAAGGUCAAGAACCGGUUGGCUGUGGAAAAGGAGCGGUAUGAUUUAUUUGAGGGGUUGGUGAAGCGGAGGGAGGAGUGGAACCUCGGCGUGCCCCAUCUCACGUCCAACGCCAUCUUACUCAUCGCCGCGGGCUCGGAAACAACGGCCAGUCUGCUGUCUGGCGUCACGUACCUCCUGCUCGAGAACGCCGAGGCCCUGGAGAAGCUGAAGCACGAGGUCCGGUCGUCCUUCAAGAGCGCUGACGAAAUCACCAUUGCCUCAGCCAGCCGGCUGCCGUAUCUGCUGGCCUGUCUGAACGAGGCGCUCCGUCGCUGGCCGCCUGCUGCCGCCAAUCUUCCGCGCGAGGUACACGAGGGCGGGGAGACCAUCUUGGGCAGGUUUGUUCCUGAGAAGACCAUUGUCGAGGUGCAACUGUAUUCCAUGCAUCACAGCUCCCAGCACUGGCACGACCCGUACACCUAUCGGCCGGAGCGCUUUCUGCACAAGUCGGAGCCCAAGAAUGGGGAAGAUGGCGCGGCCUCCGAAGAGAACCCGUACGGCGACAACCUCGAGGCACUGCAAGCUUUCAGCAUCGGACCUAGAAAUUGCCUUGGCAAGAAGUGAGUCGUCCCUCAUCAGAACCUUCCACCCGACUCCUGCGCCUCGGAAAAGGUACAGCUAGGGUAUGAGAGACCUUUGCUAAGUAUAAAAAUAAACAGCCUGGCCUAUGCCGAAAUGCGCCUCAUACUGGCCCGCAUCAUUUGGGAAUUUGACUUGCGGCCCGGCGUCGAUCUCAAGGAUUGGUACAAACGGAC